CUCUGGGGCAAGCUGGGCAGGCGCGCAACUUGGGCUUCGGCGAGGCCGCUCUGUGGCAAGAGGCGCAAAGAAUAAAGUAGCGAUCAUGCCGGGCAGCGAUACCGCCCUAGCUGUGGACAGGACUUACUCGGACCCGGAGAGGCACCGGCGCUUCAAGACCCGGGUAGAAAGACAUGACAUGAAUACUCUCAGCUUGCCUCUUAACAUUCGGCGUGGGGGUUCAGACACUAACCUCAACUUUGAUGUACCUGAUGGUGUAUUUGAAUUUCAAAAAGUAAAACUCAGCGCAGACAGCUUAAAACAAAAGAUUUUGAAAAUCACAGAACAGAUCAAAAUAGAACAGACAGCUCGGGAUGGGAAUGUGGCAGAAUAUUUAAAGCUGGUGAACAGUGCAGACAAGCAGCAAGCGGGGCGAAUUAAACAAGUCUUUGAAAAGAAGAACCAAAAGUCUGCCCACUCCAUUGCCCAACUGCAGAAGAAACUGGAACAAUAUCACAGAAAGCUCAAGGACCUUGAACAAAAUGGUUCCUCCAAAAGUACCAAGGAUACUUCCAAGGACAGCCUAAAGGAAAUACAGCACUCUUUAAAGGAUCCUCAUGGAAAAUCUCGUAUUACUGGCCACAGCAGUGAAAGCAAGGCAGGCGUUCCAGGUGUCUCCUUAACGCCCCCAGUGUUUGUAUUCAGCAAAUCAAGAGAGUUUGCAAACUUGAUCCGGAAUAAGUUUGGUAGUGCUGACAAUAUUGCUCACCUAAAGAGUAGCUUGGAUGACUUCAGGCCUGAAACUAAUUCUAGGGCAUAUGGUGGCAGUGCUACUAUUGUGGCCAAGCCAAAAUAUGCAAGUGAUGAUGAGUGCUCAAGUGGAACAUCUGGCUCUGCAGACAGUAAUGGAAACCAAUCCUUUGGUCAUGCUGGGACAAACGCUCUGAUCAGCCACGGAAAGCUUUCCAUGAUUUUGGAGGAGCUGGGACAAAUAAAGGAAGCACAAUCCCAAUUAGCAGAGGAUAUAGAGAAUUUAAAAGUGCAGUUCAAAAGAGACUAUGGCUUUAUUUCUCAAACACUGCAGGAGGAAAGAUACAGGUAUGAACGAUUAGAAGACCAGCUGAACGAUCUAACGGACCUCCAUCAGCAUGAAACAGCCAACUUGAAACAAGAGCUAGCUAGUAUUGAAGAAAAGGUAGCAUAUCAGGCCUACGAGCGGUCACGAGAUGUCCAGGAAGCCUUGGAAUCUUGCCAGACCCGUGUUUCGAAACUAGAGAUUCAUCAACAAGAACAGCAAGCCCUGCAGUCAGAAACUGUUAAUGCCAAAGUGCUACUUGGGAAGUGUAUAAAUGUAGUCUUGGCCUUUAUGACUGUCAUCCUAGUGUGUGUUUCGACUAUAGCAAAGUUUAUUGCUCCUAUGAUGAGGAGCCGUUUCCAUAUUAUCUGCACUUUUUCUGCGGUGACUGUCCUUGCAAUUUUAUGCAAAAACUGGGAUCACAUUGUCUGUGCCAUAGAAAAGAUGAUUAUACCAAGAUGAAUCUACAAAUCCAGAGCUUUUCUAUUUUUAAUAUAAGAAAUACUUCUAAACAAAGAUCUUUAAUUUUGCAGUGUAACUGUGCCGACUAGAUUAGGAAUUUCUGGCUGGAAUAUGAAUAUGUAAGGUCACUCCCUGGCUGGUGAUCAGUUGCACUGCAUGGAAUGAACUGAAUUUGUUAUAAAUUUGUUACUUAUGUAAAUCUUUUUGCCUUAAUCUAAUCAACUGUUCUAGGAGGGGUGUAGAAUAAGAAACAACAGUCCUAGUUGGGAGAGUCAUGUACUAAUAUAUGGUAAUUACAUCAUUUCACCUUUUAAAUAACUAGUUUCUCACCCCUUUAUAGAACAUAUGCAAAUAAUAAACUGAGUUCAAAACACCUUGGGAAAGACUAGCUAUGUUUUUUGUAUUGCCCAAUUACCACCAUCUAAUAAGCAGAAUCUGUGAUGGAUUUUGGUAUUUCUUGGGAUAUUAUUGAUGUCGGCCCAAGAAUUGACGAGUAUUCUUGCUUAACUGUUUCUGGAGAGUUCUUGCCUUACAACUAAGUUAAUAUUCUCUUCUGAAUUUUUUGAACUUAAAAUAUAUAAAUGGCUGACUUGUGUUGAAUGAAUGAUGAUCUGUCAAAACUAUUGUAUAUCAAAGAAAUUUCCAUGCAUUUUAGGGAAAUCUCUGUGGCCUAAAAGGAAUACCAUUUUGACAGAAAUGCAGAAUAAGAGAAAUGGUAGUCCUGCGGUGUUGGGUAUUGUGACCAUACCAAAGCCCUUUUCAAGUGUUAUUUUUGACUGUGUGAACAGGGAGAAUGCACUACACAUGAUCUUUCCAAUAUAUGGCAUUUGGUCUAAAAGUGGUAACAUCCAUAUAUUCUAGCUUUGGAGCAUGUGAACCAGAAUUGUGUUCCGACUUCUGGUAUGCAUAUACUAUAGCUGGAAGUACGUGCAUUUCCCCUUUCAGACAAAAUGGUAUCACACGUAUCAGAAGAAUUGUGUGUAGCACGUUCUCACCAUACACAUAGUCAGAGGCAAUUCCUGAAAAGGGCUCUGGUGUGCAAUGACGUGUAUAGAAAAAACAAAAUGAGUGGAGUAGUACAACCAGCUUUAAACUUACAACCAUUUUGGUUUUGUUCUUUUUUCCAUGCCCUUUAAUGCACUCCAGCUCAGUGCUCUCUUCCUCCUAGCUACCUACAGAUCAACCAACUCACCUGUCAGCAUUUUUCUGACGUUGACUACUGUUGUUGUCCUACCAACAUCCAGCUAUGGCAGGGUGAUAUUCUCAAAUCUACAGUAACACCGCUAUCACUGUGAAAUUUGUAUUAAAAUAAAACUUCAUGUUAAAGAACCACUUGUAUACGAUAGUUCAAUAAAUCUGAUGAGGAGUAAUCAGAUGGAAUAUUAUACUAGUGUAUGUGUUGGAGUAUAAGGGUUUUUUUAAAGAUGAAAGUGCAUCUGCUUAUUUCUUAAUCUUGGUUAGGGGGACAAUUAUAACAUCAUUUGCCUAUGUUAAUUGGCUUGAAUCCUAUUCAACCAACAUACUGCUAUCCUGUUGUGCAUUUCCCAUUUAUUUCAGUGAAGCUUACAUGAGAAAUUCCUGGUGGGUUGUGUUUCUAAAGCACUUCUAGAUGAAGAGCUCUGCUGGUGGAAGUGCUUCUGUAAUGGAAGGGUAAAGAGGAGCUUUGCCGCCACAGAUAGUUGAAGAAAAGAUUACUUAUUUUAAAUUGUGGGGACAUCUGCUUUUGGUUGUCAAAGCAGGGGAAUGUGCAAAUUUUGAAAAAGGAACUUGGUUUUUUAAGUUGGUAUUUAGAAUGGUACAGCUUAAAUGGCACAGCUAAAUUAGUGAAGCUCCAGGUAGCAUCAGCCACCAUCCAGUAGGUGCUUGUGAUGCUACAACAACCUCCAUUCUCAGAUAAAGUGCACUUGCUAGUCAAAGUAUCAAAACUGCCCAGCAACUUCAGGUAUAACUAAAUAUUGCAUGCCAGUGCAGCUUAAAAAAAAACGUAAUGAUGUGAGUCUUUUCUUUAAAGCAUUAUAGGGAUGUGGCAGUUUGGAGCAGAGAAGUGCUGCGGUGGGGGAAAUGCUUGCCUCUUCCCAUACUGCUUCUCCCCAUCCCUGAGGCUGUUGUUCCAGACACAGAUUUGGAAUUCCCAGAGGUGGUGGCAGAAAGAGGCCUGGGGAAAAAGUGGAGGACGAGAGCAGCUGGCAAAGGAAUGUUAAUUUUUUUGCUCCAAAUUGUCCUUUCCCCAGAUACAUUGUAAUGAAGUGUUUUAUUAAACAUAUUUGUUCUAAACAAUACAUUCAUUUUGUUAUUCUCCAUGCUGGGAAACCAGCAAUGGCAGCCCUGGCAAUCAUCUAAAUGCCCACCUGGGAAAGCCCCAAAUCUGGAAGGUUGAUAGGCUUUUUCAGAAUUAAUAUCUUAUGAGGAUGUGCAUCUUUACAAUGUAAACAUCGGUAAUUUAAGUAACUUGUUAACAAAACAGCCUAACUCCACAGUGUCAAAAAUUAACUGUUUAUUUUUCUGUAAUCCAGAGGACAGUGGACCCAACAGGCACUUUGUUUUAAAACCUGCUACAUUUGAAUGUUAGUUCAGCCCUGUAAAACUCUGCAGAACCUCCACUUAACUGUCAAGUGUGGCAUAUAAACUAAACUGCCAUUAAAGUUAUACUGUCCUUUCACUGAGUUUUCAUAAACAGAAUGCUUUGCAAGUAAAGCAUGUAAAGUAAAGCAUUUAGAAGUUUCUAAAAGGGAGGAAACUAAACUGAAUGUCUGACUUCAAAUUGUAUCUUCUGUUGUUUUAACCAUAGUCCUUUUCUGCUUUUUUAAGAUUGUUGCUUCCUAAUGUUUUUGUCACAAUUAGAAGUUUUCUGGGUAAUUCCUAAUUGUUACAUUAGGAGUUUGUACCCUAUAAGUCCUUUUAAUUGUGAUUUUCAUCCUAAAUAUGUGGUUUGACCUUGAUUGAUGUUGUUGUCAAAGUACCCUUCUUAAACUACCAUUAUUCAUAGUGAUGGAUUAUGCACUGUCACUUGAGGAUUAACAUGCAAACUGAAUGUUAUUUUUUUUCUCAAGACUCCUGUGAAGCCUGUUCAGUAUAAAGGUAUUCAUUUGUUUUCCUUGGAUUUAGUCCAGAUCCUACACAUCCUUUCCCUUCAAAGGAUUUCCCUUGUUUUGAUUAGCAGACCUUGUGACGCAGCUUUGGAACAUCUUGGUUUUUCCUUCUGUUAAAAAAAGUGCUUUCCCAUCUUUAUUAAUCUAAACAGCAUUGUAAGUCAUCACUGUUGGGAUUUUCCAGCUCCUCUGUCAAAAAUUAUGCUUCACAUUAGAAAAGACUUUUCCACUGCGAAAAUUUUUUCUAAAGUACUAAUAGUUUUUAAAAUUCCUAAUUCUGGCUCUAGCUCAGUAACUUCUUAAGAAACUGACCCCCUCAAGUGCUGCAGCACUCUAAAUUUCUUAAUACAGAUGCACUGUUAAGAAUAGGGAUUUUUUUACUUUCUCCUAUUUUACAUGUGUAGUACAGCAGGAUGGCCUAUCUGAAAUUUAAAGUAUUCAUUAAAAAUUACAAAAUGUGGAGCCUAAUUGUUGGUAGCUGUCUCUUUGUAAACAAAACAAAUUAAAACUUUCUACCAUCUUCUUCCUAAUUCACCAAGUACUUUUACUACAACCCAUAAUUUAUUUUAGCCAUGCUUAUGCUGGAGCUGUGAUAAAACCUGUUAAAAUGAAGUUACACAGAAAGGCCUUGAAGUUGCAGGAUGACACAUCCCAGUAAGAAUUUUCUCCAUUCACACAUUCAUGAGAAUAAUUCCAAAUGUUAUCUCAUGGAUAGUAAAUAUUAUAUCAGAAUUCUCUCUACAUUUACUUGAAAUCUUAGAGUAACUGACAUCUUCUGUCCUUGGCUGCACCCUUGUUUGCCAAAAAACAGCUAACUGAAAUCGUUUUGAUGUCACCUCAACCUCUGCCAAAUCUAACUAUCCAAUAUUCACUAUGGAAGCCAACAAUGUUGAACAAGGAUAGCAUGUAAUCAGAACCAUAUCAAUAUAAUAUAUUGUUGUAUGGGGUGCACAGAAAUGGGAGAAAUGGGCCAUGUAUUAAAUGAAGCUACAUAUUCUAGAAACACGCAGGAAAAAAUGUAAGACCCACAGUGCACAAAAGACCAAGUUCCCAUAUUAAAACAAACAACUGCUACAACUGGCUGUACUUUUUUUGAAAUUGGCAUGUUUGAAAUCUGAACAUUCCAGUUUGAAGCCUAUAUAUUUUAUACCAAUUUCUCAGCCUAGAGGUUUUUUUGAUAUGAGAAUUCCAAAUGUAGGGGAAAAUAUGAGGAACCGAGUAGAACAUUAGCAGUUUAAUUGGGGGGGAAAGGAUGACAGAAGCCACUGAAGAGCGUGAUGACAACCCUCAAAACAAAUCAAGGUGACAUUGUAGCCAUUACCAAUGUGUUCAGCUUUACAGCUUUACUAAUUACCAGGCGUUCAGCUUUACAGAUUGUAAAUCUGGAAGGAUUCCAUGUCUAGUGACAGACUGUAAGUGACACUGGCAAAAGUCAAAACUGGUUUUGUUGAUAGUUGAGAAGCAUAAAAUCUUGAAGAGUAUUUUAGGUCCUAACAUCUUCAAACAAUCAAUAUAAUCUUGCCCCACUGGCAGUUUCUUGAAAUACGUUAAACAACAUGACUUGCCCAGGCUUAUUGGAGGGCCAAUGGGGGAAUCCUUACUUCUACUGGGUUGCAUAUGCAUCCCUAUCAACCCCCCUUCCAAAAACACUGGAAAUUGCUGUUCAUACUUUAGCAAGUGUAACACUGUGCAGCAAAUGGGUCACUUCCUUCAUCCUAAAAAUACAACAAAGAUAUCAGAUUAUAUUUAAUAAUGUGCUAAUUAAAGGCAUAGAUGAAUGAAGAGUCCAUUAUAUUAAUACUGUUGGAGGGAUGUGAUCAGAAUUUAGAGGUUAUAUGAUGCACACAAUUUAGUCAAAUUGACAAGUCAGAGUUAAUUGCACUUAAACUGAUUUAUUCCACUUGAUUUAAACGAGAAUGGAUCAAAACCAAGUGUUUUGACUUGCCCCUUAUCAUAAAUAUAUUUGCAAAAAAUGCUAAUAAUGCCAGUAGUACAUACAUGGUUGUAUUUACCACUUUUACUAGUUUGUAAAUUAACCUUUUUGUUUAAAAAAAAUCAGUGUUACUUUCCCAAAAUUUAAAGUUAAAAGCAUCAUAUAUCUACUCCAGUAUGGAUCUGAACAACUGGUACAGGUACUAGUUUGUUUCAAUCAAGUCUGCAUACAUUCAAGUCACCCAGAUAUCUCUGUAUAGAACUGUAAUAUAUUAUCACACACAUUAUUCUAGAGGGGUAGCCAUGUUAGUCUGUUGCAGCAAGAACAAAAAGGAUUAUUUUGAUACUUUAAAGUCUAAUGAUAGAAAGCUAAAAUAAAAAACUGGUUGUUUGAGGGGUACCACAUGGUUCCUAUUAGUUUUUACAUACCUUAUAUAGCAGUAAAUGCAUGUUUGUCACUGUAUGAACAUGAAACAAGCAACUAUAACCAGUCCCUUAAAUGUUUGCAAGACAGAAGUUCACUGAAAACAACUUAACUGAGGAAUCAAACUGAAGAAAAAAACCUGUCUCGUGAUAAAAAAAUAUUAAUCUGGAAUGUAUUAGGAUCUCCCUCUAUUUUUAUUAAACUGCUUUUGAAUCAGCUUUGAAGUUCUGUGGGGUUUGCAAACAUACUGGUUACAUCUACACAUUUUAUGUGUAUAGGUAAAUGAACUUAUUUUCAAGCUAGUAUGGAAUCAAGACAAAUGAAGCUUGAAACUGCUAUAUAAUUUUCCCAGAACAAAAUUAUUCCAUGGGUGGUUACUGAAUGCUUGAAUCUUCAUUCACAUAACUUUGCCUUAUGUGUUUUGUCUUAGUCAUGGAAUUCAAUGGUGCUUUUUUAUGAGAUUCUUGCUGCUUUGCUAUUGAUGUUUAUAAGUGGGAGAUAUAAAACAUGCACAAAUUCUAAAUACUGUGGGUUGGAUUCAGAGUAACUUGAGUGGAGCUUCACUUACAGAAUGGAAAUUUCCCAUGACUCUUCUUCCUCUGAAAUUCUGAAUCACUGUCUCUGAGGGUGAAGAGACAACUCCCCUCCAGAAAGAGAGCAGGGUGUGAUGUGGAUGGAACUCUGUAGCAGGAGGGGCACAUCAGUGAAAGUUUUUACCUUCUGUCAGCUUUUGAUCCAACCCAUAAUUUACAUAUUGUAUAAGAUAGUUCUAUAAAGGGAAGCUACGAUUAAUCUACAGCACUGUGUGUGUGUGGUGUUAAAUGUGACUAUAGAAUGGGGGCUGUGCAAAGUAGAAUAAGUUGUGUUUACAUUUAAGUUAACCUUACAUUAGAACAAGUUAUAUUAUUUCAGGAAGAACACUGCAAAUUUCUGAAAUGUAUGUGGGAAUCUCUUAUCACACAUCAGUCCUAAUUUAGAGUCUGAUUCCCAGUAUGAAUUUGAAAACAUUGUACAUACUGUUUGCAUGGGGGCUGGUUGACUGUCCUGUAAAAUUUUAAUUUAUUGCAUAUGUUUGGUGGAUUAAGUUGUACCCCAAGUUGUCCUUCCUUUCCUUGUUUUCGUAAGACAAUGCCAAUGUGGAAAAAAUCUAUUUAAAAGUCUACUAACAGUCUAUCUACAUUGGAUGGAAAAUUUGUCUCAAUGUAUGUAACAUACAGUGUGUAAUCAUACCACUUUCAUUUUGUGUGGCACUGUGUAAAUAUGUGUGAUUAGCAUUCCUUACUGUGUUCUAUAUAUUUCAUAGGGCAAUCAUGAUUGCCUCAAGGAGCUCUUGACUUUUUAAAAAUAAAAGUUUUUAAAUUUC
Eublepharis macularius is the source of this 8324-nucleotide messenger RNA. RefSeq names its product transmembrane and coiled-coil domain family 3 (gene TMCC3). Bases 86 to 1516 code for a protein of 476 amino acids. Gene Ontology annotation, cellular component: endomembrane system. NCBI's taxonomy places the organism in Eukaryota, Metazoa, Chordata, Lepidosauria, Squamata, Eublepharidae. The record is from RefSeq and is a predicted model, not a curated record. The transcript is spliced from 4 exons.